Phragmites australis (common reed) is the source of this 771-nucleotide messenger RNA. RefSeq names its product vegetative cell wall protein gp1-like. Lineage: Eukaryota; Viridiplantae; Streptophyta; Magnoliopsida; Poales; Poaceae. The record is from RefSeq and is a predicted model, not a curated record. The annotation marks the transcript as partial. The transcript has a single exon.
AUGUCCGUCCCUCCGUCUAGUGUUCCGUCGCCUCCAUCUACUCCCGAACCGUCGCCUCCGUUCACUACAGCCCCGACUCCUCCAUCUGCUACAAAUCCCGGCCCGUGGCCUCCAUUUGCUAAUUCAGACCUGUCGUCGCCGCCGCCUUCAUCGACUCCGCCGCCGACGCCACCCGUUGUACCGGCUGCUCCGCCGCACCAAACGCCAGCUUCACCGCCGCCGGUGUUUCCACCUGCCCCGCCAGCAGCUGCACCUCCCGAGCCACCGCCGGUGACGCCGGCUGCUCCGCCGGCAUCUUCACCGCCGCCGCAGCAGCCAGCGACUCCGGCUGCUCCGCCGGCUUUUCCUCCUCCCGCGCAGCCGCCAACAACUCCCGCUUCUCCGCCCGCAUCUUCGCCUCCGCCCCCGCCGCCGGUGGAGCCAGAUGCUCCUCCGGCUUCUUCGCCACCCCCGCAGCCGCCAGUGACGCCAAGCGCUCCACCGCAGUCGCCAGUCACGCCACCCGCCCCGCCGUCAUCACCUCCCCUGCAGCCACCAGCGACUCCAUCUGCUCCGCCGGGUCCUUCUCCGCCGCAGCCGCCAGCGUCACCAGCUGAUCCGCCGGCUUCUUCUCCUCCUCCGCAGCCGUCACCGCCACUAGCUGACCCGCCAGCAUCUUCUCCACCGCCGCAAGUUACACCUGCUGCUCCGCCAGCGUCUCCUCCUACACCGCAUCCACCAGUGACACCAGUUGCUCCGCCGCCGCCUUUUCCUCCCCCGCAGACACCAGUG